UGCAGAGAUUAGAUAGAAAGAGAGAGAGAGAAGGCGGCGGAGCAGCUUUUACCGAACACUGGACCGGUGGCGCCACCGCUUCUAAUCUGAAGCGGUCAAUGCCGGGAUCUACUCCGCAGUACUACUACUCCUCCCAAUCACCGGCGACAAUGGCAGUCACAAAGCGAUCCUCACCGACUCCUCAACAGAACGCUUCGACUCGCGAUCUCAAGAAACGAGUCAUCAUCAACCUCAACAAGCUCUCUGACCGUGAUACUCACGCUAUUGCUACCUCCGAGCUCGAAUCGAUCGCCCGCAACCUCUCUCACGACUCCUUCACUCCGUUCCUUAAUUGUAUCUACGAUACAGAUUCCUCUGAGAAGAGUCCUGUCCGGAAACAAUGUGUCCGACUCCUUGGUUUCAUCUCUCAGACUCAUGGCGAUGCUCUCUCUCCUUUCGUCUCCAAAAUGCUAGCUAACAUCGUUCGCCGCCUCAGGGACUCUGAUUCCGCCGUCCGGCAGGCUUGUAUCGACGCUGUCACGACCAUGGCUUCUCAGAUCACUAAGCCCCCCUUUUCUGCGUUUUUGAAGCCUUUAACUGAGGCUCUCCUGCUUGAACAAGACUACAACGCUCAGAUCGGUUCCGCGCUUUGUCUCGCCUCCGCUAUCGAGGCUUCGCCUGAUCCGGAGCCUUCGCAAUUGCAGAAACUCUUGCCGAGGCUGCUGAAGUUACUCAAGGCUGAGUGCUUUAAGGCCAAACCGGCGCUGUUAGCGCUCAUUGGCAGCAUUGCUGGGGUCGGCGGUGCCUCUAGUCGUAAUGUAUUGACCAAUUUGGUUCCUACUAUGGUGGAGUUCCUCAGUAGUGAAGAUUGGGCCGCGAGGAAGGCUGCCGCUGAGGCUUUACUUAAGCUUGCUAUUGUGGAGAGGGAUCAAUUGUCCGAGUUUAAGACCUCGUCCCUGGCAUCUUUUGACGCUCGGAGGUUCGAUAAGGUGAAGGCUGUUCGGGAAACCAUGAAUCAGAUGUUGGAAGCCUGGAAGGAUGUUCCUGGACUUUCUGACGAGGUUACACAGCCAUCGCAAUCGAUAUCUUCUUCAAGAGAAAAUGCAAGCGACGGGCGCUUCCCACCAGGUCCCAGAAGCUCUGGUACUCUGGGUUUUGAAACUCCUCAAACGAGGAAGAAAGCAAUCCCGGCAAGCAGGUCGCCUCCGCCGGAUAGUUCAUCUGUGACUAUUGCUAGAAAAAGGUCCCCUUUGAAGAGUAAUGACAGUAAAUCAAGUCCCGCCCUGUUUCGUAAACUCGACUGCAAGAAGCUGCCUGAUUGGAAAGUUGAGGUUGCUGUACCUCAUGCUUCCUCUCUUACAGUUGUAUGCGAGGAUGAUAUUAAGAAGACAGAUGGGGGAGGUCUAGAAUCAGGGGUAGAUGAGUGUAAUGCAAGUUUAAAACCUCAAACAAAGCGUGUUCUCUUUAAUAAGAACUACAAUGACAAGACACACAAGUUUGGUGGAUUCAGGUCCGGGAACCGUGUGGUUCCACUUCAGGACGAGAGCUCUGAUUCUACUGUUGUAGUUAGCAAUGCCACUGAGAUGUAUGGGAACCAGAAAGACAACGAGGACCUGUCCUUGAUCCGCAAGCAACUGGUUCAGAUUGAGAACCAGCAAUCGAGUCUGUUAGAUCUUCUGCAGAAGUUCAUUGGGAGCUCACAGAAUGGGAUGCGUUCUCUAGAGACACGUGUGCAUGGUCUAGAGCUGGCCCUGGAUGAGAUUUCUUACGAUUUGGCCAUGUCGACAGCAAAGGUAUCAGGCACUGACUCAGCUGGGAACACAUGCUGUAAGUUACCUGGUGCAGAAUUCCUGAGCUCAAAAUUCUGGAGGAGAACGGAAGGCCGGUACCCAAGCUCAAGUUUAUCUUCUUCUGGGGGAUCACUAGCUGCUAUUCGGAAUGUUGCUGAUAAAGAUGGCAGUUCGGAACCUUUGAGGAUGGAUAACUGGAGAUUCCGGCUCCAACGGGGUGGUGGUGGUGUUAUUGUGAAUCCACUGGCGGAGAUUCAUAGUGACUCAACGGCAAGUUCAGAGAUUUUCUCAAACAGAGCACUGAAAAACACAAUCUAUGAUCUUGAGGGAAGGCAAGGCCGUAGUAGAAGUGGCCUUGAUGUUGCUUCUUCUGUCACCAGUUGACAUAAUCACCAGAUCAUUUGCAUAGUUAGAGAGGAGUCAAGUUUGUUUUGAGUGCUCAGAUUCUUGUUAAGACAGCAAAGAAAUCGCCUUUUUGCUUCAUGUAACAUGGAGGAGAAAUGACGAAAUGAGGUUGAUAUUUUCUACGGUGAAGAAGCUCACUGGAGAGCAACUGAAAAUGUAAAGUUGGGGUGAAGCAGAGCUUUCCUAUUAAUUCCAGAAGGGGGAAUUCAUUCAGUAAUCCCCCAUUUAGCAGCAUUUUCCGCCCAGAGAAUGAGAGAGAUCAUUACUUCUAAUGCUCGUGAUGGAAGGAAAUGGUUCCAUGUGUAUAGUGAUGAAGAAGUUUUCCUUAAAUCAAUUUUUAUUUGUUGUUUAUCAUUGAAAGUUCUCU
This is a messenger RNA of Telopea speciosissima, 2541 nucleotides long. Its product is annotated as TORTIFOLIA1-like protein 4. The coding region runs from base 99 to 2153 and encodes 684 amino acids. Gene Ontology annotation, molecular function: microtubule binding. The transcript has 5 exons. Gene Ontology annotation, cellular component: microtubule. NCBI's taxonomy places the organism in Eukaryota, Viridiplantae, Streptophyta, Magnoliopsida, Proteales, Proteaceae. The record is from RefSeq and is a predicted model, not a curated record.